GCGCGCUCGUGGGUUUGCACGCGAGUGCGAGCGUGCGCGGGGUGUGUGCACGCAUGGGGGGCAAGCGCGCACAGGAGCACGCGUGUGUCAGCAUGUGUGCGCGCGUGGGCGCGGCAUGUGUGCAGGGGUCUGCACACGCGUGUAAGCAUGCACAGGGGCGCGUGGGCGCGGGUGCACGGGGUCGCGCGGGCUCACACGCGCGUGUGCACACACGAACGUGGGCACGCAGCAUGCGCCUGUGCAAGCCCGCGGCUCUCCACGCCGCGCGGGAGCGCGCACAGCCAUGCAGCAGGUCCUGGAUAACCUGAUGGGGCUCCCCAGCACCCCGGGGGCCGCGGACCUGGACCUCAUCUUCCUCCGCGGCAUCAUGGAGAGCCCAAUAGUAAGGUCCUUGGCGAAGGCCCACGAGCGGCUGGAGGAGACGAAGCUGGAGGCGGUGAGGGACAACAACCUGGAGCUGGUGCAGGAGAUCCUGCGCGACAUCGGGCACCUGGUGCGGCAGGACGGCGCGGCCGCCGAGCUGGCCCGCAUCCUGCGCGAGCCCCACUUCCAGUCCCUGCUGGAGACCCACGACUCGGUGGCCUCCAAGAGCUACGAGACGCCCCCGCCCAGCCCCGUCCCGGACCCGGCCCUCAGCAGCCAGCCCGUGCCCCCCGACGCCGUGCGCAUGGUGGGCAUCCGCAAGGCGGCCGGCGAGAACCUGGGGGUGACGUUCCGGGUGGAGCGGGGGGAGCUGGUCAUCGCCCGCAUCCUGCACGGGGGCAUGGUGGCGCAGCAGGGGCUGCUGCACGUGGGGGACGUCAUCCGGGAGGUGAACGGGCGGGAGGUGGGCAGCGACCCGCGGGCGCUGCAGGACAGCCUGCGCCACGCCAGCGGCAGCGUCGUCCUCAAGAUCCUGCCCAGCUACCAGGAGCCUCACCCGCCCCGGCAGGUCUUCGUUAAGUGCCACUUCGACUACGACCCGGCCACCGACAGCCUGAUCCCCUGCAAGGAGGCCGGGCUCAAGUUCACCGCCGGUGACCUGCUGCAGAUCGUCAACCAGGAUGACCCCAACUGGUGGCAGGCGUGCCACGUAGAGGGGGGCAGCGCGGGGCUGGUGCCCAGCCAGCUGCUGGAGGAGAAGCGCAAGGCCUUCGUCAAGCGGGACGCGGAGGUGACCCCCGUGUCCGGGGCCCUGUGUGGCAGCCUCAGCGGGAAGAGGAAGAAGAGGAUGAUGUACCUGACAACGAAGAACGCUGAGUUCGACCGCCACGAGCUGCUGAUCUACGAGGAGGUGGCCCGCAUGCCCCCCUUCCGCCGGAAAACCCUGGUGCUCAUCGGCGCCCAGGGCGUGGGGCGCCGCAGCCUCAAGAACAAGCUCAUCAUGUCGGACCAGGCACGCUACGGCACCACCAUCCCCUACACGUCGCGGAAGCCGAAGGAGAGCGAGAAGGACGGGCACGGGUACCGCUUCGUGUCGCGGGGGGAGAUGGAGGCCGACAUCAAGGCGGGGCGGUACCUGGAGCACGGCGAGUACGAGGGCAACCUCUACGGCACCAAGAUCGACUCCAUCCGCGCCGUGGUGGAGGCUGGCAAGAUGUGCAUCCUGGACGUCAACCCCCAGGCAGUGAAGGUGCUGAGAACAGCUGAAUUCGUGCCGUACGUGGUCUUCAUCGAAGCCCCCGGCCCCGAGACGCUGCGGGCCAUGAACCGGGCGGCGCUGGAGAGCGGCGUGGCCACUAAGCAGCUCACGGAGGCCGACGCCAGACGGACGGUGGAGGAGAGCGGCCGGAUCCAGCGCGGUUACGGCCACUACUUCGACCUCAGCCUGACCAACGACGACCUGGAGCGCACCUUCGGGCGGCUGCGGGAGGCCAUGGAGCGCCUGCGCGUCCAGCCCCAGUGGGUGCCCGUCAGCUGGGUCUACUAGUGCCCCCCCUGCCCCACCCCUUGGGGGGGGUCCCUGCCAUCCUCACACCCCCUCCCCAGCCCAGCCAGGAGGGCUGCGGGGGGGGGGGGCGGGGGGGGGGGCGAGGGUUGUGCCCCCCUAUAUCUCACCCACUGGUGCGAUGAGCUCGUCGUGCUCAGCGCGAUGUUGGGGGCGGGGGCGGGCACUCGGCAGAGUCCCCCCACCCGCCAAGCCCGGCCCCUCUCUCCCUCCUACCCAGCCCCAGAUUUAUUGGGGAGGGGGGAGCAGAAGCAGCGGGUGGGGUCCUAUGUGGGGGGACAGAACCACCCCCCCCACUGUGCCCAGCACCCACAUAGCUAUUCACUGCCAAAACCUCACCCCCUCCCUGGAUUAUCCCAGGGGAAUGUCAUCCCCCCAGCUGGGGGGCACAGGGAGGGGGGAGCCCCCAGCACCGUGUGGCUCUGGCCCCUUCUACCCCUGUGCCUCAGUUUCCCCACGGGGAAGCCCACCCUGUGCCUCAGUUUCCCCACGGGGGAGCCCACUCCAUCCUGGGGCAACGCAUGGGUCGGGACCCCCAGGGGUGGGGGUGGGGGUGUCACACCCAGUUGGAGCCCCAUAAACUGCCGUGGACCCAGGUGUCCUGUUGUACCCCAGCCCCCCCCCCGGCCGCAAAUCCCCCGGGGACCCCCCUGCCACCCUUAUAGGGUGGGGGGUCCCUCUCUGUCCCUUGUGCCCCCCAUCACCCCGUCCCAGGUAGCAAUAACCCCCUCCCAGACCCCCUGCCCACGUGGCUCAGCCCUGUAAUUGACCCCGGGGGGGACCCCGGGGGGGGGCUGUGGCUGGGGGCUCGCUGGGGCGCUGCCGGGGGUGUCUGGCGCAGGGGGGGCUGCCAUGGGGUAACCCCGAGGGAUGGGGACACG
Phalacrocorax carbo (great cormorant) is the source of this 2808-nucleotide messenger RNA. NCBI's taxonomy places the organism in Eukaryota, Metazoa, Chordata, Aves, Suliformes, Phalacrocoracidae. The record is from RefSeq and is a predicted model, not a curated record.